Molecule: messenger RNA, 1061 nt
Organism: Sabethes cyaneus
Lineage: Eukaryota; Metazoa; Arthropoda; Insecta; Diptera; Culicidae
Exons: 3
Coding region: 14-778 (254 amino acids)
Source: RefSeq, a predicted model, not a curated record
AUCAACUGCCAAUAUGAUGAAGCGUAAAUUCGCAGAGUUCAAUCCAACAGUUUGCUACAACAAACCCGCCGCGGCCAUCGUUUCUUCGGAAUGGUGUGAAGCUAAACGAUCGACAGCCCUAGCCGGUACACUGUGCCAGAGUUUUGAAGUACCGAGGAAAUCCGCUAGAACAUGGAAAGUGCUGACCGGUGAGCUUUGUCGAAUUUCGCUUUGCGAAGGUGCUCAAGUAGGUGAUUUAAACCUAUGGAAUCUUCAAAACCCUCGCGAGCACUUUUAUUCUGGAAAGACGCGCCAGCUGCAUGCAUCGCACCUGAGACCGUGCGAUCGACUUUGGAGCUGUUUGCCCUAUUUGCGUCCGAUGGCAACUUUCGUGUGGGAUUCACUGGCUGACUAUGGAAUCGAUAAAGACGGCGGUGCACUGCACGACGUAAUAGGGACGCGGUGCGAUGAUUAUACGUACAAGUUGAUUACGGGGAAGGAACGUUUCGGUAGUUGUCAUAGUUACCUUCGUGAAGCUAUCAAGGAACACGGACUGGAUGAAUCUUAUAUUCACGAUGUUUGGAACAUAUUUAUGUGCACGGGAUUCACUAGGGACACCCAACAGUACUUUUGUAAGCCAACUCCAGCACGGAAAGGCGACUACAUUGAAUUCAUAGCGGAUAUGGAUCUCCUGGUGGCACUCAGCGCUUGUCCUCAAGGCGACGUCUCCAUCCCCGUUGGACAAGAGGUACCGGACAAUAUGUGCUUUCCCAUGAAGGUGGAAGUUUUUCGCGCAUGAAUGCUAUGGAUUGGUUUGAAUGUGAUCCUAUAGGGCUCAGUUCCUUAGUGAGUGUAACCGAGCUUAGGCCAUUGUAUCCCAAAGCAUUGCAUUGUUUUGGAGUCUCUUCUGUGCGUGUUGUACAUCAACGAUCUAUGUUAAUUGAGAUUUCCGAAAUGAAUUCAAUAUCAAUUUGACAGUUUGACUUUCUUAAUAUUUUUCUUUUGUUUAAUUUAAAGUUAUUUUAUUUUUUGCUAGUUUUAUCUCAAUGUUAUGCCAGUUAGAUGUACAGGGAUACCUCGAU